Pyricularia pennisetigena is the source of this 984-nucleotide messenger RNA. RefSeq lists its product as uncharacterized. The transcript has a single exon. Bases 1 to 984 code for a protein of 327 amino acids. The record is from RefSeq and is a predicted model, not a curated record. NCBI's taxonomy places the organism in Eukaryota, Fungi, Ascomycota, Sordariomycetes, Magnaporthales, Pyriculariaceae.
AUGGGUUGCUGUUCAGAAAAUCCAUGCAAACCAACCGGCUGCCCACAAAACAAACUCAUUCCCGCCCGCCUCAGCGAUAACGCAACAGAAGCCGCGGUCUUCAUCGAGGACCAGCCAACAUCAACACCUGCGCCACCCCCGGUUCCGACAUCCAUACCGUUGCCGGUAGAGAGUAGAGACAAAGGUUUGCACCCCGGCGCUAUUGCCGGUAUAGUCAUCGGUGCACUCAUUCUCAUUGCCCUGAUCGUUCUGUUGUUCUGUUGGAAAAUGGGAUGGCGGUUACGAAACAAGGAAGAAGACAGCCGAGUUAUCGCAGACUUCCCUGCGACAUACGUCAACAAUGCCCUACCCGACAUGGGCGAGGCUCAAUCCCAGUACCAAAGCCAAAACCCCCAUCACAGCUUCAGCCCAGACCAUUUCUCACCUGAGGCUUACAACACCAAGAUCAUGCCCGGCCUGGCACCCAAGACAUCGACACGGUCGUCGAGGACAACCCAGACAGUAGUUCAAGAGGAAGAUGAUGGCCGUCAAGCUGAGGGAAGGGGCGAUCAGUACCUGUCUGGCAACACACUCGCACCCACCAUGGCCGCAGGCGGCGGUUUGUCCGUGAGAUCUGUCUCGCAACCCACGUCGCCAAUCACUUCCAACGCCAACGCCAACAGAGUCAGCAUGAUGAGCGCUGUUUCCGACGCGCAUGGCCAGUAUGCACGCGUAAACAACAUGCCGUUAGAUUCCCCCGAGCCGUCUCCGAGUUUCGGGCCGAUCCCAGAGACGGCAGGUGAGCAUCGGGAUCAGCGUCAGCAAUCACCACCACCACGGCCUCGGUCCAUGUCGCCAUCGCAGCAGUUCCAACAACCCUACUACGCAUCACGUCAGCAAUACCAAGCCGUCCCCAGUCUGCCACCCGUGGAAUUGCCAGACGUCGAGCCUGUCAACAGACCGAUGCAGGCGACUCAGCAGUGGCAACCCUAUCGGCCAAAAUGA